This is a messenger RNA of Protopolystoma xenopodis, 432 nucleotides long. Lineage: Eukaryota; Metazoa; Platyhelminthes; Monogenea; Polystomatidea; Polystomatidae. The record is from the annotation of a GenBank genome assembly.
GCUUCGCUGAAACAGCUGAGUCGUGGGCAACCGCUGCUAUUCGACGGUGAAAAUGAUCGCAUCAGCGAAGAGGAGGUCGGGCCACCGGAAGAAGGCCACGAGGACCUGGAGGACAGCUACCCUGUCUACCGGACUUCCACCAUCUCCGACAGCACAAUGCCUUUCGCAGUAACCACCUCGAGCUCCUCGCUUGACAGCGAGCUAGCCGCCCCAUUCAGCUCUGCUGUCGAGCCGGCCGGCACGUUUGACGAGGCGCACAUGCACACACUGGCGCCAUGGCCGACGGACGGCAACCAUGACGCUGGUGGCGACGGUGAGGAGACCUGCUCGCAGAGGCUCGGCUUCAGCGAGGAGACCAAUUCGUUGAACGCAAACAUGGACACCAACUCGAUCGAAACUGGUGAGACGAAUGAAGAGCUAAAGAUAUCAUAA